CUAGAUUCUUUUCUGGCUUAUCUUAGGACAACUAUAAGUCGUGGGGCUUCGCGUUCGCGGACCUUUUAAGGGGCCAGUGCGCAUGCGCCGGCUUCCUCUCUUUUUCCGGCUGGAACCAUGGAGGCUGUACCAGAGAAGAAGAAGAAGGUCCCUGCUGUGCCAGAAACCCUUAAGAAAAAGCGAAGGAAUUUCGCAGAGUUGAAGAUGAAGCGCCUGCGGAAGAAGUUUGCCCUGAAGACACUGCGGAAGGCGAAGAGGAAGCUCAUCUACGAGAAAGCCAAGUACUAUCACAAGGAGUACAGGCAGAUGUACCGGACUGAGAUUCGCAUGGCGAGGAUGGCGAGGAAAGCCGGGAACUUCUACGUGCCUGCAGAACCAAAAUUGGCGUUUGUCAUCCGAAUCCGCGGUAUCAAUGGUGUAAGCCCAAAGGUCCGCAAAGUACUGCAGCUUCUUCGUCUUCGACAGAUCUUCAAUGGCACCUUUGUUAAGCUCAACAAGGCUUCCAUUAACAUGCUAAGGAUUGUGGAACCGUACAUUGCAUGGGGGUACCCCAACCUGAAGUCUGUAAAUGAGCUCAUCUACAAGCGAGGCUAUGGGAAAAUCAAUAAGAAGCGAAUUGCCUUGACAGAUAAUUCCUUGAUUGCUCGGUCUCUUGGUAAGUUUGGCAUCAUCUGCAUGGAGGAUCUAAUUCAUGAGAUCUUCACAGUUGGAAAACACUUCAAGGAAGCAAAUAACUUCCUGUGGCCCUUCAAACUGUCUUCUCCACGGGGUGGAAUGAAGAAAAAAACAACUCACUUUGUGGAAGGUGGAGAUGCUGGCAACAGGGAAGACCAGAUAAACAGGCUUAUCAGACGGAUGAACUAAGGUGUUGCUCGUGGUAUUUUUGUAAUCUGGUCAGUUAAUAAACAGUCACAGCUUGGCAAAUUUAAAUGUGUUGGAGUCUUUGUUGGCCUGCAUUUGGCUUGCCUCUGUAAUAGGUAAAUCCUAGAAUAC
This is a messenger RNA of Acomys russatus (golden spiny mouse), 993 nucleotides long. RefSeq names its product ribosomal protein L7 (gene Rpl7). The transcript is spliced from 7 exons. Gene Ontology annotation, biological process: maturation of LSU-rRNA from tricistronic rRNA transcript (SSU-rRNA, 5.8S rRNA, LSU-rRNA). Gene Ontology annotation, molecular function: structural constituent of ribosome; RNA binding. Gene Ontology annotation, cellular component: cytosolic large ribosomal subunit. The record is from RefSeq and is a predicted model, not a curated record. NCBI's taxonomy places the organism in Eukaryota, Metazoa, Chordata, Mammalia, Rodentia, Muridae. The coding region runs from base 118 to 864 and encodes 248 amino acids.